Messenger RNA from Copidosoma floridanum, 1098 nucleotides. RefSeq names its product alpha-1,3-mannosyl-glycoprotein 4-beta-N-acetylglucosaminyltransferase B-like. The record is from RefSeq and is a predicted model, not a curated record. Gene Ontology annotation, molecular function: acetylglucosaminyltransferase activity. Gene Ontology annotation, cellular component: Golgi stack; endoplasmic reticulum-Golgi intermediate compartment; endoplasmic reticulum. Gene Ontology annotation, biological process: protein N-linked glycosylation. NCBI's taxonomy places the organism in Eukaryota, Metazoa, Arthropoda, Insecta, Hymenoptera, Encyrtidae.
AUGAAUCUAACAGUAGGAUUGAAAUAUUGCAUAGUGAUAUUGGGCUGCUUCUUCGUACUCUACUUUGUGCUUAGCCAAUACAAAUCACCAUUAAAGUCUUUGAACAUCACACCUGACCUGCAGGUCACGAUAGAGGACCUAUACAGGAACAUACAGCAGCUUACGUAUCGAGUGGAUUAUCUCAUCAAUGUUAAUCACCAACUGCUCGAAGCCCGUAUUUCUUCCAACGACUCUAACCACGAUGUGAGUAACAUCAGGCUGCCCACGGCAUACAGUCUUCUUUCUCAUUUGCUUGGAGAUAGAAAUUCUCUGCAACCAAACCUCAUAUACAGUAGCGGCAGGUCGGGUACAAGCAUGGUGCUUGGGAUACCUCACGUCAGACGGGACAAGGAGAAUUACUUGAUUCCUACUCUCAAAAAUUUAACGGGUAACAUGAAUUCUACUGAAAUGGCAGACACGCUUAUAAUAGUUUUUAUAGCUGAGACUGACAAGAAAUAUGUCAAACGAGUAGCAAAGGAAAUAGAACUACAGUUUCCGGUCGAGUUAAAAUCAGGACUUUUGGAAGUGAUUUCACCUAAUCCAUCGUAUUAUCCAGAUAUUUCGAAAGUACGCGAUACAUUAGGAGAUUCACAUAAUCGGGUGAUGUGGAGAUCAAAGCAAAACUUGGAUUUUGCAUUCCUAAUGUCGUAUGCUCAGGCAAAAGGAAGAUUUUAUUUGCAAUUGGAGGAUGACAUAGUAUCUAAAAAAAAUUAUAUCGGGACAAUGAAAUCCUUCGCUUUACAAAAAACCAAUAUGAAGCAGGAUUGGUAUAUUCUUGAUUUUUGCGAGCUAGGUUUCAUAGGAAAGUUAUUCAAAACCUCUGACUUACCGUGGUUGGUUCAAUUUUUUACAAUAUUUUACAAUGACCAGCCUGUUGAUUGGCUGAUAAGUUACUUUUUAACCGUAAAAGUUUGUUCCUUCGACAUGGAUGGGAAAAAGUGUCAAGAAGCCAAGGAAAAAGUAUGGCUCAGCUACAGCUCAUCCCUGUUUCAACACGUUGGACUUCAUUCCUCGUUAUCAGGAAAACUACAGAAAUUAAAGGCUAAAAAGUUUCUCUGA